This is a messenger RNA of Spizellomyces punctatus DAOM BR117, 2488 nucleotides long. RefSeq lists its product as uncharacterized. Gene Ontology annotation, biological process: nuclear-transcribed mRNA poly(A) tail shortening. Gene Ontology annotation, molecular function: RNA binding; metal ion binding; poly(A)-specific ribonuclease activity. NCBI's taxonomy places the organism in Eukaryota, Fungi, Chytridiomycota, Chytridiomycetes, Spizellomycetales, Spizellomycetaceae. Bases 275 to 2422 code for a protein of 715 amino acids. The transcript has 12 exons. The record is from RefSeq and is a predicted model, not a curated record. Gene Ontology annotation, cellular component: cytoplasm; nucleus.
CAGGGGAGGUAAGCUUUGAGAGUACUCUACUCUGGCGUACGUCGCAGAAAAUAAGUCGGUUGGUUGCUGUGACGAGCGUAGAAAAGUGUGGAGAGCUGAUGGAAUGUCAAUCCAUGUCGCGCCUCGGCAGGAGUGUGCUCAAUAGUGGGUGGGUGCGAAAAGGGGAAGAAGGACGUCGCGCACGACUUGUCCGAAUUCGUCCGAAUGCAUCACGUGAGCCGCCAAACGACGUGCAAUCCCAUGGACGUGACGAUGAGCUCGUAGGGGACUGAACAUGCGAUUUCGCUUCUCUGCCUUGAAAAGCCAGUCGGGAUCUGAUGUGCAGAUUGCAGCUCUAAACAUAUCGACUGUUCGCGUAUCUCUUGAUCCUGUGCGAUCUCGCCUGUGCAAUCGUUUUACCCACACAUUAGGCCGCUCGCGCUGCGCUGCGGCCAGCCGUCCGGCUUCCCCACAAGGUGGGAAAACAGACCAUCCGCUACAAAGAAACUUAGCGACAGAACCCGGAUUUUGCGUUCGUCUUCCAUCUGGCUCUCUCUGGAGCUUACGUGACAGACUGGGUGGACAUUAUCAACCAGCGAAGAGCAUGGAGGUUCUUCGUAACAGUUUCGAGGCUUUGCUUCCCAACAUUCAAGAAGCCGUUCAAGAAGCAGACUUCAUUGCUAUAGAUACCGAACUAUCUGGAAUUGGAACGGCAAGGCCUUAUCAGAUUGCUUUUCUUGAUACAGUCCAGGAACGCUACGAAAAAAUUCGACGGUCUGCACAGAACUUCCUAGUGAUUCAAUUUGGACUGUGUACUUUUACCUGGGACAGUGGAAGAAAAGUUUAUGUAGCGAAGCCGUUCAACUGCUACGUUUUCCCGCAGUCUGGUUCCCGUACCCUGGGCCUCGAUCGGCAAUACUCAUUUCAAAUAGGAUCGUUAGAAUUUUUGAGAGGAAACAAGUUUGACUUCAAUAAAUGGAUAUCACAGGGUAUUCCAUUUCUUAACCUUGAUGACGAAGCAGAAGCACGCCAAAAGAUUGGAGCAGUUGCGCAGGGCAAUGACAUCCCAAUAGAGGGUGCAAAUCGAGAAUUUAUGGAUUCCACGAUACAGGCGGUUCAGAACUGGUUGCAAAAUUCUUCCGAGAAGACUUUAGAGGUGGCAGCUCCCAGCUCUUUCCAUCGAAGACUGAUACAUCAAGAAAUCAAGAAGAGAUAUAAUUCGGCAUUAAGCACUGAGGGGACCGCCGGCUAUGUUACUAUCCGUAAGCUUACAAAUGAGGAGCGAAAAUCGGGGUCCAAUAAUAGAGUGGCGUACUUGGAGAAUGAGCUGGAACAGUUGAUCGGUUUCCGCAAAGUGAUCGAAGUGAUUAGCAGGUCCAAAAAACCUGUUAUCGGCCAUAACGUGAUGCUUGACUUAUGCCAAACCUAUGAGAAAUUUCACCGAUCAUUACCCGAGAAUGUGCAGGAAUUCAAGCAAGGGCUGCAUAAUCUAUUUCCUGUCAUAUACGACACGAAGUACAUCGCACAUUCAGAGUCUGAUGUACAGCCUUUUAUUAUGCAGUCCGCAUUGUCGGAUGUUCUUCGGAGAGUUUCUCUCAAACCGUUCACGUAUCCAACAAUCGUUGUGCAUCCCGACUUCACCGGAUAUGAAGAUGCUGAUAAUUUUCAUGAAGCUGGUUAUGAUGCUUAUGCAACGGGAGUGGUAUUUGUAAAGUUGAUGGGGCAAAUCGUAAAGAAUGAAGGAAAUCUGCCUCUAUCAUUCGACUCCCCCGCUUUCCAGCCUGCGCUCAAUAAGCUGCACAUUAUGCGAUCGGACAUACCCUACAUGAACAUAGUAGGGGAUGAAGAUAUCCCAGAUCGUUCACAUGUAUUCAAGGUCUAUGAUUUUCCGUCGGAUGUUACUUUAUCAGAUGUCCAAAGUGAAUUUAAGACACUGGGAUCAGUUGGAAUUAAUUUUAUUGACGACAACAGCUGUUUCUUGACGGUUCGAAACGGUGACAUGGUCAAAGAUGUUAUACCAACAUUUGGAGAAGUGGAGAACGCUAACGGUGAGGAGAGGGAGAGAAUGUUCUCUUACCGAAUCGAAACGUUUGCGGACCAUGCAGCUAGACAAGUUGCUCAGAAUGUUACUGAAGGUGGUGGUGUUGGAGCUCUACGUGCACCGCAUUCAACGGCUCUUAGACGGCAGCAAUAUCGCGAUUACACAACUCGUGCAGCGAAACGACCACGAGUCGAUCCAGAAGGAGAGGUUGCCGAGGGCUUAACUGCUGGAAGUUCGUCACAUAACUAUACUCGAAGUCCUGCUGAACAUUCAUUGGCGAAAGAAGAAAGGCGGAAACGUCGUGAGGAGCGUAGGCUCAAGAAGAUACAGCGAGACAAGGCUGUAGAAGCUGCAGCACGUUUGCAGGCACGGCAGGCUUCAAGUGGAUGUACCAUACAAUGACUUUAGAAUCUUCAAUGUAUAAAUCAGAAUUUUUGCUGUUUGCGAAUAAAAUGUCGCUUAACAAUC